Salvia miltiorrhiza (redroot sage) is the source of this 3739-nucleotide messenger RNA. Its product is annotated as putative disease resistance protein RGA3. The record is from RefSeq and is a predicted model, not a curated record. Gene Ontology annotation, molecular function: ADP binding. Lineage: Eukaryota; Viridiplantae; Streptophyta; Magnoliopsida; Lamiales; Lamiaceae. Gene Ontology annotation, biological process: defense response to other organism. The coding region runs from base 921 to 2723 and encodes 600 amino acids. The transcript has 4 exons.
AGGAUUGGAUUGUGCAGAGGGUUGAUGGUGUUGCCACGUCAAAUGAUAGAGUCGUGGGCUUCGACGCUUGAGUAUCUCUCGCUGGUGGAAUUAAGCAGCCUAAGGAAUCUACCAAUGGUAAUUGACUGCCUCUCAAAAUCAGCUCGUCUCAGAGAAUUGAGAAUUGUUGGUAUUCCUAAACUUUGGGCUUCUCGUAGUGUUAAGAGUUGGCCUUUUGACAACAUGUGGAAAUUAAGGAUAGAUGUUAGUGAGGAGUGGUCAACGGAGACUAGUGUUGGCAUUAAAGAGACUGUGGAUGGCAUAUUGCAAGGAUGUUGCAACUCACUUACUUUGUUAAAAUUUAUUGGGGUGGAAAACUGGGAUUGGAUGCCAGGGUCAAUUCAACAUCUGAAUGCUCUUUCUUGGUUAGUUUUAGAGAAUUUAGGGGUUGAAGAAUUGCCCCAAUGGUUUGGGAACCUCUCAUCUCUAGAGGAGCUCAAUCUAUUUAAUUGCAAAAGGCUUGAGGCGUCUACCCUCUGGCAAUGCGUCAAAGCUCCUCACUAAAUUACGAUCCUUGAUUAUUAAAGAUUGUCUACAAUUGCGCAUUGAUUCUGAGUGGCACAACAUUCCCCAUCUCAUCAUCCAAAUUUGCCAUUCUACAGAUGCUUCAGCCACAACUUUACGAGCAAUUGAUUCGCAGGAGGAAAAUGUUGCUGCAAGCCGUGUAGAAAAUCUUGGAAGUGAACCAAUAUCCAUUUCAGAAAGUAAGCCAGGCGCUGAGAUUCUUAUUGAAGAGUCCUCUUAUAUGCUUGACUGGGGUGAUUUCAAAGGUUCCCACAGGAGACUCAAAUUCUUCAUCAAUUUCAGAAUACGACAUCGAGCAGCAAUUUGCAGAUGAAAUUGAACAAGAGGGUAUCCUCUCAGAGGAUAGCGAAAAAGAGAUGUCUAUUAGUGGCUUUGAAGAGUCCUCUUAUAUUCUUGAUGGGGUGAUUUCAAAGGUUCCUACGGGACACUCAAAUUCUUCAUCAAUUUCAGAAUACGAAAUUGAGCAGCAAUUUGCAGAUAAAAUUGAACAAGAGGGUAUCCUCUCGGAGGAUAGUAAAACAGAGAUGUCUAUUAGUGGCUUUGAUUCACAGCAAAGAGUUGAAUCAGAGUGCCAUGGAGAAAUUCAGGCAAUGAAUGCGCAACAAGAAACUGAACCUACUUCAUCUAAUGUGGAAAGAAGUAAGCAUCAUGAGGAGAAUGUUAUAUUCCCUAUUUCUUUCCAAAAGAUGGAACAUUAUUUGGUUGUUCUAAAGGAUAAGCAGCUAUGGCUAAAAUUGGAUAAUCACAUUAUCUUGAUCAUCGGAGAUUAUCCAUCACCAUCACCAACACCUAACAGUUCCGCGGUGAAUGUUGUUCUGAAUUUGGUGGAACAAGACUUGCAUGAGCUAUCUGCGAAGCCAAAUUACCCUAAUUCUUUGAUCUUAUUACUACAGAGAAAUAGACGUUUAACUAUUAUUCAUCCCUCACUUUUCGAUAGCAUGCCACACUUGAGUUUCUUAGACAUAUCAGAUACUAAAAUCAGGAUCUUACCUAGUUCACUUUUCAAUCUUUCGAAGCUCAAAGUGUUGUUGUUGAGGAACUGCAUUUGUCUUGAAAAGCUUCCACCUGAAAUAGGAAAGCUCAAGAAAAUGGAGGUAUUGGAUCUUUCGGGCACUGAGCUCUACGACCUCCCUGAUGAAAUCAGUCAGCUUGAACUUGUGAAGAGCAUGCAACUAUCCUUUUAUGGACCGGACCAUGAAAGUGACUACGAACAUUUGCCUUCUCGAUUAGUUUCUCCCGGUUUUCUAUCAGAGAUCAAAGGAUUACAGUCGCUAAGCAUCAGCGUGCACCCUGAAGAUCACCGAUGGACAGAAGUUGUUGCAUGCAUACUAAAGGAUAUCAGCAAGUUGGAGAUUUUGAGUUAUCUUCUCUUCUACUUUCCACAAGUAGAAAUGUUUGAAAAUUUCAUUGAAAUGAGCCCUUCGUGGAAGAAGCUGAGCUUAAGCAAGUUCAACUUUACUGUUGGCCAAGAUGUGAAGCGAAUUGCUUCUCGGGUCCCAGAUGAAGUGGAUUCAUUGUUCAGUCAAGAAGAUAGAUGCUUGAGGUAUGUAAAUGGUGAUAAGGCAUCCCCAUCGAUUAAUACCGCAAUCAUCCGUGUCACAUCAUUCUACUUGGAUCAUCACACUGAGGUCAGGAGCUUGUCAGAAUUCGACAUUCCUAACUUCCAGACACUGAAAUUCUGUGUCGUGCGAGAGUGUCCAAAGAUCCAGGCGAUCUUGGAUGAGAAAAAUGCGGAAAUUGCAUUUCCACGUCUAGAAUAUUUGGGAAUCUACUUUCUAUGGGAACUCAGGCAAAUUUGGAAGCUGCCCUCACAAACAGGGAGAUUGAAGAGAAUCUUCAAGACGCCUACACCUUUCAGACACUUUGAAGCUCUUAAAUAUCUUGUGAUUAAGACCUGCCCGAAGUUACAGUUUGUAUUUUGGGAAUCAAUGAUUCAAUGUCUUUCCUACCUGGAGGAACUUGUUGUUGAGGACUGUGAAUGCUUGGAGAAAAUAAUCAAAGAGGAAAGCAAGAAAGUGAAGUACAAAGACAAUAUCCUUCCCAGGUUAAGGAAACUCGUCCUUUUCUACCUACCGGAGCUGGUUAGUCUUGGCUGUGGUGUUCAUGUGUCAGAAGAAAAAUUAAAUGUUCAUGGUUGUCCCAAGUUGAACCGAGCUUGAUAAAUUACAAAUUUUCAAGAAAUACAAGUUGGAUUUCCAAGGAGUAGGUGAUCAUCUAUUUGGUUACUGUGCUUGCAUUUUGAAAUGGAUAAGAAUGGCGUUGGCAUUAGUGGAAUUUGGAAGGUGGAACAAUCAGAGCAUGGAAGGGGUAGUACUGUGGCGCAAAGGGAGCCUGGGCUGGCUGGGGGCGUAGCAUUCUGCGCAAGGAGGCAGAAGCUGCUGACCGGGGCAGUUUCUUCUUACAUUUUUUCAUGUUCUAUGUAAUAGUUGGGUGCUUUGCAGAACAUUUAUUCUCUCCCGCAUGGCCGCCGCUCAGAAAUAUCUCCCUGCUGUUCCAUGCUACCCUCUCGCCGCCUUUCUUCCUCCACCAGGCAGUCCUACCGCUGCUCAAACCCUAGCCGCCCUCUCAAUUUGUUCGUCAGAAGAAAAUUGGCCCAAGGACGAACCCGAAUUCGACGGCACCUUCUUCAAGUCCAAUAGCCUCGUCUCUGUUUCUGGCCUACCACGACCCCCGCAUCUACGAAGCCAAAGUAAAUAGUUGUUGAUCAAAUCCUUCAACUUGGCAGCAAGAAAAGAGCAGAAGAGUUGGUAGGAUACAAAGCUUAUCCAUCUAUGUCUGACCAAACCACUGCCGACUCGUUACCAGCGUUGUUUAGCUGCCGUAUGCCUAUGUGGUUCUCUGCCAAGAAGCCCUAGGUAUCCGUGUCCUAGAGAGUUAGAAACCAAAAAAGAGCGCAACUUUUAGCAUCUCAAGUUGUUCGAGUUUCACUACCAAGUACAACAUUCUUCCUCAGAUCAGCUCAUCACGAAGGAUCUACUUCAGCUGGGAGCGACGUUCAGAUGAAGAAUGUGCCGUUCUUGCCCAGUAAUAAUUGCUCCAUAGCUUGAUAUGCCUUGUGUUCUUGAUAAUUGAAACAAUGUGUAAGAAUGCGGUGCAUCAAACAACAUUUCAAUCUCUUUUUAUACAUUGAAAUUUCUUGCCACUGCCUAUAUAAGUUGUUGUCUUCCUUGCUAAA